Betta splendens (Siamese fighting fish) is the source of this 1936-nucleotide messenger RNA. It is a transcript of the gene bspry, whose product is annotated as B-box and SPRY domain containing. The record is from RefSeq and is a predicted model, not a curated record. Gene Ontology annotation, molecular function: protein binding. The coding region runs from base 126 to 1523 and encodes 465 amino acids. Lineage: Eukaryota; Metazoa; Chordata; Actinopteri; Anabantiformes; Osphronemidae. The transcript has 6 exons.
UUUUGCCUGCUCUGACCUCUGGCGUCCGCGUUACUUCCGUGUUCCGCUCACCUGUUACACCUGUGUAACAGCGCUGCGCGCGCGCGUCUCCGGCUCAGUCGGUGCACCUGUUGCUUUAUUGCGCCAUGACCGAGGAGUUCACGGCGUGUGACUUGACGUACCCGUCCUCACCGGGGGCCCCGGGAGAGGCCCCGAGAAGUGCGGCGGACGCGGGGAUGAGCUGCGAACAGCCCAUUUUCUCCGCGUUAAUAAGCGGCGGCGGCGGCGGAGUGAAGCCGGCGGCGUCGAGCUCGUGCGGCGACGGAGCGACGUCUCCGGCCGCGGCUACUUCGGACACGGAGUCUGGGAUCUUUUCUGGUGAAUGCGAGCUCUGCGUGCAGCAUGAAUCUGAACUGGACUGGUUCUGCGGUACCGAGCAGAAACUCAUCUGUUCUCACUGUGCCAUCGUGGGCUCCUGCCACGGACACACUGUGACCCCUCUGUCCACCAGAGUUACCACAGUCAGGAACCAACUGGUGGACGCGUGUGAGAAAAUGCAGCUGCAGGCACUGAGGAUUGAGAAGUUCAUUAACCAGACGCUCGCAGCCAAAGAGCAAAAGCUUCAGGCCGCGGCCAGCGCAGCCAGGGACCGGGUUCUGGCUCAGGUCAGCGCGGCGCGCGAGGCCCUGGAGGAGGAGGAGCAGCGGCUGCUGGAGCGCGUGCAGAGGGAGGAGGAGCGCGUGGAGCAGUGCCUGCUCACGCAGCGGGCCCACUGGGGCCAGGCGCUGGCCAGCCUGACGCAGACGCGCUCCCGCCUGGUGCACACGCUCACGCACACCCCCGACGCACAGCUGGUGACCAACAUCCAGGACAUAGCUGAAAGGGUGGAGGAGGCAGAAGGCGUCGGGGAGCCCUGCGACACAGACAAGCUCAACAUGAACCCAGGCUGCGGCGAGAGCCGGCUGCUCCGAGGCCUGUGGGCCACCGCGGUGCUGCUUGGACCUAACGCUUACGGGUCGAGCCAUUUGAGGUUCGACGGGCGCACAGUGAGCCCCCUCCUCUCCCUGUCCGACGACCUGUGCACCGUGACCUUCCUGCACAAAAAGCCCCGGCAGGCGCUUCCCUACGACCCGGCGCGCUUCGACUGCUGGCCCAACGCGCUGGGCUCGCUCCCCAUGUCCUGCGGCACCCACAGCUGGGUGCUGGACGUGGGCGAGAGCGGCGCCUUCAAGGUCGGCGUCUGCUACGCCUCCCUGGAGCGCAAAGGUUCUGGGAACCAGGCCCGGCUCGGGGAGAACAGCCAGUCCUGGGUGCUGUCGCAUUACGACGGGGACUACAGCUUCUGCCACGCGGGGAAGAAGGUGCCGCUGCAGGUGGCGAGGAGGCCUCAGAGGAUCGGCCUGCUGCUGGACUGGCCGAGUCAGACGCUGCUGUUCUACGAGCCGGAGUCCGGCGCCGUGCUGUUCUCGGUCACACAGCACUUCAGCGCCGCGCUGCUGCCGGCGUGUGCCGUGACGGACCAAAGUAUCACCAUAGUGCACUGACACAAGUCACCAAACGGCCUUUAACAUGUGAAGACUCCCAGCUUUUAAUUAGCAGCAGGUCACGACCCUCAGUCUGUGAAAUAAGGAAGAUGUGGACACUUUGCUAUUUAUUAUUAGUAGCUGCCUACAUUUAAGCGGAAAAUUAUUUCUUUCAAUUUUUAUUUGUUUUAGAUUGUGAUACAGUGUUGUUUUUGUCUGUUGAUGACAUUGUGUAUUAGUUAUUGCUAUUAUGACUGACAAUUAUUGUUUUUGUAUAAGUUUGCUGUGUUUAAGAAUGAAUGUUUCAGAAUCAAUUCAUACUAUCCUGGUUGAUCCAGGACUGUUUUCAAUGUAAAGUUAAAAAAAACUAGAAUAAUAAAACACUUUUAUAUAAUGAUUGUGUUUUUGCUCAGUAAUAAAACAAAAACAAAUUA